AUGGCCGACGUCACCAAGGGCCACCGUUCCUACUGGACCCCGGACACCGUGAUACUCAUGCUCCUCACUGCUGGUCUCUACUUGGCCUGCAAGAACUGUGUCCACUGCAAGAAGAUGAACAAGAUGCUCGAGCAGCACCAGGACAUUCCUCAUGAUCGCGUGAAGAUGGAGUACAAGCAUGUCGGCACUGGUGAAAGCGGUGGCGAAGAGGUUUUGUAUAUUACCCUACUGCCCGUCGGGCAAGCCCUUGGGCAAGUGAGCUGA
Molecule: messenger RNA, 264 nt
Organism: Symbiodinium sp. CCMP2592
Lineage: Eukaryota; Dinophyceae; Suessiales; Symbiodiniaceae
Source: the annotation of a GenBank genome assembly